GUUUUCUAAAAAUUAAUUAAAAUGUUGUAAAUUUUUAAUUGAUUACGUCUUCAGUGAAAAAAAUAGAAAAUUGCUUGUAAGAAAUUACAUGAGAAAUCGAGAAUAAUUUUUGAAUAUCCAUUUUUUAAAGUAUUUAUUAGAUAUUCCGAUAAAACAGCGUGGAAAACGGCAAACGAAUAGUGACAUAGUCGCGUGGACAAGGAGUGAAGGACCUCCGGCUCCGUCUUUGCGGAGGAGGAAAGCAAACAAGAUUGUAUCAUAGCUAGCGGGUGAAUAAUCAAUGAACUUGUGCCACACCUAGUUUUAUUUAUUGCUCGAAGACAUAAUGAUUUACUUUUGAAAUGUAACAUACUUACAGCUGGACAUCACAUACCUGUUAUUUGAAUCUAAUCAACAGUGAUCAAUCUAGGACAGAAAUAGUUUAGCGUGUUUAUUUGGUCUGCUUUUGUUUGUUAAUUAAAGAAAUGAUAGGCCUAUCAUAUUAUGUCAGUAAUAAGCCUGGAUUUAGAUACAUCCCAGGAUAAACGAGUGUCAAUUGUGUUACUGAAACUAGGAUAGCUGUAGUUGCUGUAAGAUUUUAUUUAUAUAAAAUUAUCAAAAUGUUUUAUGAGCCACUGGAGGAGACGGUCACUGAAACCGUGAUAGACCCCACAACAAUUGUACAGAAGAAGAUUUCAAAGGUUGACAAACGUGCAAAAUGUGUUAUCUGUGUUUAUUGUGAUCUUCUUGUUGAUUGGGUGAAAACCCCAAGAUACGUCGCUUUAAUACAAUAUCAGGAUGAUCAUGCGAUAUUUUCAUUUACAAGUACUAGAAUCCCGUGUUUUUCCACCUCUGAUCUUGCUGUUGAAAAAAUCAUUCCUGUUGAUUCUUCUUUAAAAUAUAAAACAGAGACACCUAGUAAAAAUAAUUUACGCAAAGAAUUUGCAUUAAGUUUGAAGACUGGUGAUGAUGAAACAUUGUUAAAGAUACCACAUAAAGAUUCUACGAGAGACUUCUUGAGUCAUUUGAAGAGAGCCAAAGAUUUGCAAUCUCAAAUCGCAGGAUUAGUCGAACCGUCAGAAUUUCUGUGGCUUAACUCAUUCCAACCUAGAGACAUGACAUCCUUCCCCUCCACGUCGUCGAAACGAGACACAGGAAAACCCGGUAAUCCAUUUCAAACGGAUGUCUUUGAUCCUUAUAAAUCUACCAAUCGACAUUCAUCUCCAGGUAUGGUGGCAUCAAAGAGUAGUGGUUUUGAAGAUAGUUUUAAUGAUGUUCUGAAGAUUUCCAAGUCUAAUGUGUCUAAAAGUCUAGAAUCAUUAGAUAAUCUAGAUAGUGAUUUCGGUGAAUCUGUUGAUGUGCUAGAACAACAAUUAGGUAUCAGUAAUAUGCCAGUUGGUAAUAAACCUAUCGCUGUUCGUGAAGAAUUUGUCCGUGGUUAUAUGAAAAAACGGGAAGAUGAAUACACCAAUCUUACACCAUUAAAAAUAUUUUGUGGUACGUGGAAUGUAAAUGGUCAAUCCCCAACAGAACCGUUAACUAAAUGGUUAUGUUACGAUGCAGAACCUCCUGAUAUUUAUGCCAUAGGAUUUCAGGAACUCGAUCUCAGUAAUCAAGCGUAUAUAUUUACCGAUUCAACUAAAGAUGCAGAAUGGCAGAAAGCAGUUCGUGAUUUCCUUCAUCCUAAAGCUAAAUAUAGACGGGUAAAGUCUGUGAGACUAGUAGGAGUAAUGUUAUUAGUUUAUAUACAGGAGAAAUACACAGAUUACGUGACAUUAGUUGAUUCUGAUACAGUAGCUACAGGCAUCAUGGGUUUUAUGGGUAAUAAAGGAGGCGUGUCUGUCAGGUUUAAAAUACACAACACUUCCCUCUGUUUCACCAACUCUCAUUUAGCGGCACAUCAAGAUGAAUUCGAACGCAGAAAUCAAGAUUAUCGAGAUAUUGAGAGUAAAACCAGAUUUAAACAAUUUGCACCUUUCACCAUUCAAGAAAAUGAUUUAAUAUUUUGGAUUGGUGAUUUAAACUAUAGAAUAUCUAAUUUAAAUAUAGAUGAAGUAAAACUUUAUUCAGAACAAGGUCUAUAUGGUAAACUAUUACCUCAUGAUCAGUUAAACAGUCAACUUGGUAGAACUGAUAUAUUUAGAGGUUAUCAAGAAGGUCCCAUAACAUUUCAACCAACUUAUAAAUAUGACACUGGUACUAACAACUGGGAUUCAAGUGAAAAGAGUCGAAUGCCAGCGUAUUGUGAUCGUAUAUUAUAUAAAGGAAGUGGUAUACGCCAGCUACGUUAUAACUCUCAUCAAUCAUUGUGUGUUAGUGAUCAUAAACCUGUCAGUGCUCUACAUGAAUGUAAUAUUAAAGUAAUUGACACAAAGAAACACAAGAAAGUUUAUGAAGAAGUGAUGAAGAAAUUAGACCGAAUAGAAAAUGAAUAUUUACCUCAAGUUAAACUUAGUUGUACAGAGUACUAUUUUAAAGAUGUUAAAUUUAUUGAACCAAGAUCUGAUAAAUUGAUUGUAUCUAAUAUAGGGCAGGAACCAGUUACUAUCGAGUUUAUAAAAAAAUUAGAUGAUCCAAGCAUCAGUAAACCAUGGUUACAAGUUACACCAUAUAGAUCUAUAAUAUUACCAGGUGAUAUAGUUGAGAUACAGUUAGAUAUUUAUGUAGAGAAAUCAACGGCUUGUAAACUCAACAAUGGUGAAGAUACUUUAGAUGAUAUUCUCGUUCUACAUUUACAUGGUGGAAAAGAUUUCUUCAUAUCCUUUUAUAAAAUUACUAGAAAUAUAACAUAG
Messenger RNA from Patella vulgata (common limpet), 2771 nucleotides. RefSeq names its product type II inositol 1,4,5-trisphosphate 5-phosphatase. NCBI's taxonomy places the organism in Eukaryota, Metazoa, Mollusca, Gastropoda, Patellidae. The coding region runs from base 600 to 2771 and encodes 723 amino acids. Gene Ontology annotation, cellular component: membrane. Gene Ontology annotation, biological process: phosphatidylinositol dephosphorylation. The record is from RefSeq and is a predicted model, not a curated record. Gene Ontology annotation, molecular function: phosphatidylinositol-4,5-bisphosphate 5-phosphatase activity; inositol phosphate phosphatase activity. The transcript is spliced from 20 exons.